Mucor mucedo is the source of this 1321-nucleotide messenger RNA. RefSeq lists its product as uncharacterized. Gene Ontology annotation, molecular function: protein-folding chaperone binding. Lineage: Eukaryota; Fungi; Mucoromycota; Mucoromycetes; Mucorales; Mucoraceae. The transcript has a single exon. Bases 33 to 1262 code for a protein of 409 amino acids. The record is from RefSeq and is a predicted model, not a curated record.
AAUUAUAAUUUUAUAUUUUUAUAAACAAUACCAUGUAUCCUAUCUACAUUCAAAGCAACCAAUUAUCCUUGAACGAUUACUUGCAAGUUCAAGCCUUACUUUCUCAACGCAAGCAUUUAGAAGAGCAACGUCGUAUCCAAAAGGCCAGCCAUCGACUCCAGGUGCUCACUGAACUUUACCGUCGCCGUGAAUUAGAAGAUAGAGCGAUCGAAGCCUACUACCAAAACAAGAGAAAACAAGAAUGGAUGGCCCAGCAACAACAAUUAGCACUCCAGCAACAUUUGGAACGCCAGAAACAGUUGGAACGCCAACAACAAUUGGAACGUCAACAACAAUUGGAGCGACAACAACAGUUACAUCAAUAUUAUGCAGCAUUACAAGAACAACAACAACAGAUGCAGGAUCAAUACCUUCUUUGGGCAACUCAAAAAUCGGCCCCUGCGGCUUGUUGUCAACCGGAUGUGGCUGUGGCUAUGCCUGUGGAGGAGCAAGCAGAGGAGUCUGAAUCUGAAGCGGAAGAUGAAGAAUCUCACCGUGAUCAAUUGGCUCAUCUUAUAAAGCUAAUUUUUGGAGUGGAGCAAGAUGCUGCCGAGAGCCAUGAGGAAGCCAAGGAAGAUGAAGAGGAGUCUCAAGAAGAGGAAGAUAACUACGAGGUAGAAGAAGUGGAAUAUGAACAAGAUGCUGAAGAAAAUGAACCAAUGGUAUUGGAUGCUGACACUACAAAGGAAGAUGAUGAUGAUGAGGGUAUACUUUUGGCCAUGCAACAUAUCGAUGACGAUGAAUCUAUGGACGAAGACUUUGUUCAUGUUCCUUCAUUGGUGAAUAAGACACAAGAUAUAGAGGACCUUGUGGAUGAAAUUCUUACUGGUACUGAGCAUGACAACGAAGAGGCAUUUACAAGUUUUGAUAAUGAAGACCCUGUCAAGAUAGCAAAGUAUGAUGCCCUGGAACGUAUUGAACAAGAGCUUGAUGAGAUCCAAAACCAACAUGAAGACCAUGUACUCCAUGUGACGCUUGAUUUCUCCGAACGUGCUGCAUCGCCUGAUACAAUUAUUACUGCCACGACUGCUGGAAACCGUGAAUUUUUGAGCUACGAAGACCGUAUUGUGAAUCUUUUAUUAAAACUGGAUACGAUUGAGGCUGAUGGUGAUGAUCAUAUUAGAAAUGAACGUAAAUCACUCGUGAAGAAAGCUGAAGCAAUGCUAACAAAGCUAGAUGAUAUUAAACUUAAAGAAUGGUCAAGACUUGAACAUCAUGAUUAACUGAUGUCUUUUUUUUUUUUGUAAAUAAUAAUAAAGUGAUGUAAUUUUAGAAAAGAUAA